AUGGAUCAAAAAGAGACUUAUACAAUCAUCUAUCAAAAUAAAUCGAUCCCUGUUAACAAGGAGUAUAUAUCUCUUCAGUCAAAGGUUUUCCGCCGUUUGAUUAAGGAAAAUCCUAAGACUCUUCGUUUAAAUGGAGGAUAUCCAUUUGAUUCAUUCAACCAAUUCCUUAGAGCCAUUCAAGGUAUGGAGUUUAACACGACAGUAGAAAACUGUGACGAUAUUAUUAAGAUCGCGCAAGAAUAUCAAAUCAAAAAUCUCGUUACAUUGAUGGAGCAAGAAAGAGAACGCCUUUUCGCACCAGAAAACAUUCUUUUGCUUGCUAUUCAGUCUAACAGAGAGCACAAAUCAGUCUUGCCUUACAUCCCAUUCUUGGCCCAAAAUAUUUCCCAAAUGGUCAAGAUUCCGACAUUCGCUUUGUUGCCAGUGAAGCUCAUUGACCAAAUCUUCUCCCAUGAUGACUGCCAUCCAGACAACCAAGGCGAUCUUAUUCGAUUUUUCGAAGCUUUACUCGAUUUCAAGCAGAAAGAAGACCCCUCAAUCCUCUUCAAUCACAUUGAUUUCGGUAAAGUCAGCUUCGAAGAAAUGGAUCAUUUCUUGAACAUUCCGAAAUUGAAUAAAAAAGCAGUAAUCCAGAAGGUUGCGAACGCAUCCCUUGUCCUGAUGGAUAUUAUCCGCAGUGAAGAGGAAGGAAAUAAGGAUACAAUCGGAAAAACCCAAGAAAUAGUCGAUGACCUCAAAUAUCAAAUCGAUUACAUUACAAAGGCUCAAGAGAAGAUUGUCAAGCACCAGCAGUCUGCUACAAGACGCUUAGAAUCCGCAAAAGAAGACGUUGCAAAGUCAAUUGCUUAUAUGCGCAAAGUCGAAGCAAAAUUACGCCAAACAUGCACUAGGUCAUCAAUUCCUGGCAUGCCAAAGCUCCAGCCUGUCCCUCCACAUCGUCCUAAUAUCUUUAUUGAGUGGUGCCAAAAUGGAUUUUCCGAAGACGGUCCAUCGAAGAGGCCACCGCCACCAAAGAAGACAAAGACAAUCUCAAAGAACGUUUACGUUACAUCACAAAUCAAAAUCGAAGCUCCAGCCGUCAAAAUCCGAAGUUAUGCAGAACACCUCGGCAAUUCUACAUAUUCUACAGCUCCCUCUACUGGCUUCAGGAUGAGCGGACAGAGCUUCGGCUCCAAGAUGAAUCUCGACAACGUCAAAGUUGAGAUGCCAAAUGAUCGUCCUCCGAUUAAGAUCGAGAGAAGGACCACAGCCAAGGCCGUCUUGGAAACAGGUGGAAUCAAGAUCGAAAAGCCAGUCAGACUUGAAACUACGUUCAAGGUUCCAGAUGUUAACGAGGUUUCUUCUUCUUCAAGCAAUCCUGAGAUUUCGCAGUCUUCAAAGCACGAAAUCAAGAUUGAAUAUCCUUCAAGAAAGAACGAAUAA
This is a messenger RNA of Trichomonas vaginalis G3, 1422 nucleotides long. RefSeq names its product Potassium Channel Kv1.1, Chain A domain-containing protein. Gene Ontology annotation, molecular function: protein binding. Bases 1 to 1422 code for a protein of 473 amino acids. Lineage: Eukaryota; Parabasalia; Trichomonadida; Trichomonadidae. The transcript has a single exon. The record is from RefSeq and is a predicted model, not a curated record.